Macroventuria anomochaeta is the source of this 2562-nucleotide messenger RNA. RefSeq lists its product as uncharacterized. The record is from RefSeq and is a predicted model, not a curated record. The coding region runs from base 458 to 2488 and encodes 676 amino acids. The transcript has a single exon. Lineage: Eukaryota; Fungi; Ascomycota; Dothideomycetes; Pleosporales; Didymellaceae.
CGUGUGCGGUUCACUGUUCAGCUGCAAGGUUGCCCCUCUUCCUUUCAACACCAUCACUAUCUUCUGGACAACAAUAUUCAGGGCGCAAUGUCUUUCCACAAGAUCAUCCGUGCAGCACAUUCAAUACCUGGUUACCUGGCUGAGACGACCAUGGCGCCGAUAUUGACGACGGCGAGGCCUAUCGCGCUUCAGGUUUGUUCUUGAGCGGCACCUGAAGCUGCCCGCGUUUCAGAAGCACCCAAGCGCACCACCUUGUGCCAACGGGCGACAGCGCUCCAAUGUGUGUUCGAACAUUUACUGACAGCUUCACUGUGACUCCAAAUCUCCAAUAUUGCCAGCGGCAAAGUCUCGUUUUCCUUGUUAACAUGCUCAAAGCGUCUGCGGCGCUUGCAUUUUCUCAUCUCCGUCUGUUUCUCUGAGCCCUUGCAGGCGUUUCUUUCAUGACUGUGCCGCCUGCAUGGCCUCUCCGCAAGAGUCGAUCACGACUGUGAACGGGAGACGAUGUACUCGCUCCCGGGCCCGUACAGCGGCUACAUCGACCUCAGCCUCGACUCCAGCAGCAGCGCCAACAGUGGUUGCUCCCACUGAACCGACCACCUCGACAAUCGCAGAGCAACCACCACAGACACAACAAACCGCUGCGAGUCCCCCAGCAUCUCAACCAUUACCGCCGCCGGUAUCGUCUUCUCCAGUGGAACAAUCAGCCGUUGUGCCUCUGCCCACUUCACAAGCAGCAGUAUCUUCGGCAGCAGGUACGGGUAACGCAGUUCUCAUAUCACUUGCGACAACUCCUCUACCUGCAGUUCUUGGGUCCUCAGUACUAGCGCCAGAAGCUUCGACCCCAAACACUUCUUUACAAUCUAGCGAACCAGUUUUAGUCUCUUCGCAAGCCGCUGCAGCUCCUCCUGCAAGGAUAGCACCAAAAAGCUCUGACACUAUCGAAACAGCUGUAAUUGGGUCACCAUCAUCGUCAUCGCUGUCAUCUACUACGCCUCCCAUUGCGCAACCGGCUGUGACGGAGUCGGCUGGAGUCGCGAAUCCAACAUCUGUCGCGGCAGUCCCCGAUAUCUUAGAGACCGUCUCGUCUUCGCAAGCGCCAUCGCCAACCACGUCAAUUGCAGAGCUUCUCUCGCAGACUAGCUCCGCUACGCUAGGCAAUCCUACUCGUGGACCAGUGGGCAUCAUUGCACCAGAGCAAGGCUCACAUAGUGGCGGAGAUGGACAUAAUGGCGAGGGGUAUUCAUCCCAUAGUGGCAGUGAUACUAACAUCGGUGGUGUCGUGGGUGGCGUUGUUGGUGGGUUCGUUGGGCUCGCUCUGCUAAGCGCCCUGCUCUUCUUCUGUUUGAGGAGGCGCAAAUCAAGAGAAGGCGGCUGGAAUGAGAAGAGCGAGGAGUCAUCUGGCUUUAUGUCGAAAGUGAGGGCUGUACCGGCAGGCUUUGGUGUGUUCUUCGCAAGACUCAGAAACGAAAAGGCCGGACCUCUGGACAACCCUUAUCAACGACAUCAACCACGCUCCAGCGUUGGUUCAGUAUACUCGACGACGUCUAGUGGGCGAGGACGAUCUAUCAGUGAGCCGCAAGGGCAAUCUGCUGUUGGUGGUGGCUUUGUUCGUCGCAUGUCGAGUAGGAAGAGUGAGCGGAAUGUGUUGCGCAAGAAGACAAGCAGUGUCUCCUCGCAGUCUCCAUUUAUGAGAACCCCGGAAGCGUCAGUGUCCAGCAACAACGUCGGAAGGGACCUCUUCGCAGAUCCGGCUCCAGAUAUGUCGAGGAACCUGCGCAUCUCGAACCCUGAUACAACCGAACAACAACCUCGUGGACCUAGUCCACCACAGCCUGCAGCAACGCCUCGUGUAGCUCGAGGGCCUUUCGCGUCCCUCAUUAAUGAGAUCGACGGUGCGCCUGACUGGUUGCGAGAUUCCAACAUGACAGCCAGCUCGAUCUCGAAUCACCGACGCACGCAAAGCACAGCGUCAGCACUACAGUCACACCCUCCUUCAUCCGUAUACAGCAGGGACCCCUUCGCGGACUCUUCACCCAUCCCACCGAUACCCACUCAAUCUACCACCGCACAACAACCCCAACCCCCUCUCAACACUUAUUCCGCCUUCUCCGCCACCCGCGACUCAAACUACACAUUCUUCGGCGAGCCUGGCCCCAGCCGGCCAGGCACGAACAUGUUCACUCCCAGCCUGCCGAGCAACCCUAGCGCCAGUCGUCCCGGCACAAACCUAUUCAGCACUGCAGCAAUCACACCCGGAUUCCCCACCAGCGGGCUACCCACCAGCACGAGUCGCAUGGACCGGCAAUCCGACCCCUUCGACCUCGACAGGCCUGAAGUGUUGAGUUUCAAGGGCAUCAUGAAUCAGAUGCGGGAUAGUAUUGCGCGGCAGACGACGACUCGGAGUCGAAGGACGAGUAGUGUUGGGAACUGGUUUGGGAGGGAUGGGUCGCCGUCUGGGGCGUUGAAUGGGGCGAGUGUGAGGAGGUGACACACAAACAUCACUCUCAGUUGAGAUGAGUAUGAAUCCAAGGAGACAGGGCAAGGAAAGAAAAGGCACUUGAC